Molecule: messenger RNA, 2509 nt
Organism: Chenopodium quinoa (quinoa)
Lineage: Eukaryota; Viridiplantae; Streptophyta; Magnoliopsida; Caryophyllales; Amaranthaceae
Product: protein PLASTID MOVEMENT IMPAIRED 2-like
Exons: 2
Coding region: 199-2052 (617 amino acids)
Source: RefSeq, a predicted model, not a curated record
AUAACAACCAAACAUUAUUUUCUUCUAAUCUUAGGUUCUCAAACUUAGGUUGUGGCCUUCCUCUAUAACACAAAGUACAGAAAUAAUGAAUCAAAAAUAUGAACCUUUGUAGAGAAUACAGGAAUCCAGAUUCUGGGUUAUUAUCAUAUACCGCGAAUCUCAGCAAGAAAGGAGAGAUUUUUCGAGUGUUUGGUUGAGAUGGAUGGGAGCAAAUUAGUAAAUGGGAGAACAACUGGGUCAGUAAAAGCAGCCAUUAACAAGUAUGGUGGAGGAAGGAAGAUUAAUCAAGUCACUAAUACAUAUAAGAAGUCUCUGAAUAAUGCUUCAAACUCUGAGAUAAGUUCUUCAAAGGCUCAAGAACUUCAUGUUGCAAAGAAUAGGAUCAACCAAAUCAAUGAAAACAGGAUAAUAGCGGAGUCAGAGAUAAACCAGGCUGAGUUCGAAAUCCUGAAGGCGAAAAAGUUAGUUAGGGAGCUCACAUCACAAAUACAAGAGUCGGAAUUAAGGGCUAAGGAGUUUCAGAAGGGGAAGAGAGUUGAGGAACUACCUGGCCAAGAGGAAAAUGUUCAGUAUGAAGAAGUCGUGAAAGAAGUUGAAGCAGUCAAAAGAGAUAUCAGCAAAAUUAAACUUGAGAUAGAACGAGCAGUUGAAGAGAAAUUCAGGGCAGAAAAAGAAGCAGAUGCUGCUGGUUCAAGACUCAAGUUUUAUACGAGUGCUGCUGAUAAAUUAAGGAUAGAGAUUGAAGAAGCUAAAGAAGAGGAGGUCUUGGUUGAGCUAGCUCAAAUCCAGGCACAGAAAGAACUUGCAGAGAUUGAAGCUCAGAAGAAAGAAGAAGAGGAAAGAUAUUCAAAUCUGAUUGCUGAAACUAGAAAAAAGAUCGGUAUAUUGAGAGAUGAAAUUGAGAAAAUGAAAUAUCUUGAAGAUAUACUAGAGCUUACAGUUUCAGAGGUUGAUGUAUUGCAGAAUGAGCUGAAUUUGAUUAAGGAAAUGGACAGUAAAUAUCAGAGAAGAGUAAGUUUAAACGACUCUGCUUUGAAGACAGUCACAAAAGAUCUGGAAGCAGCAAGGAAAGAAUUGGAGACUAUCCAAGCAGAAGGGUUUCAGCUUAUGGGUAGUAUGGAUAUAAUAAGAAUCGAGCUGAUAAACAUGACAAAGGAGAAGGGUGAAAUUGAAAAAAAGGAAGCAGAAACCAAAAAUUUAAUAAAGAAGAUGAACUCAACACUUCUAAGGGCCAAAGAUAAGUUAGAAGUUGCCAGAGCAUCUGAGGAAAAGGCUAAGUCAAUGUUACCAUCUCUAUCCCUUGCUUUAGAGAGCUUAAAAAGAGAUAAGGAGGCAGCAAAGAAAGAGGAGGAGAAAUUGAAAGAGGAGACAGACUGCAUCAGGGCUGAGAUUCAGAAAAUUGAAUCUGAAAAUGAUACUAAGGAAGAGAAACUACAGGUUGUAAUUAAAGCGCUAGAAGUAGUCAAAACUUCAGAAGCAAAUGCUCUUGAGAAAUUGCAGACCCUUGUAGAAAAUGCAGUGAAAGCAAGGGCUUCCCAGACAAAAUCUACCAUCACAAUAUCAAAAUUUGAGUACGAAUAUUUAACAGGAUGUGCAGCUGGAGCUCGAGAGACUGCUGACAAGAAAGUGGCAGCUGCUCAGGCAUGGGCAGAAGCAUUAAUGGCCAGUGAGAGAGAGGUUAAGAUAGAAACUGCUUUGGUAGAGAGGGAGAUUGAAGAGCUGAAGCUAGAGGAAGAGCAGGAGGUCAAGAGGAUGGAAGAAUUAGAAAGCGUGGAGGAUUCAGAAACAGAGCAGCAGCAAAAAGAGAUAAACCAUAGCCGGAAGAGCCUUCAGGGGAGGAGAUCAAUAAAAGAUCAUGAUUAUAGCUCAACCCCACUAAGACAAGCCAAGUUGCGAAGAUCUGGCUCUCCGGCUACAAGACGAAUAAGCACUUCAACCUCUUUAUCUAUGAAAAGAAGGAGAAAAGUAAUGCUCAAAAUCGCAAAAUAUUUUGCUAAUGAGCAGAUUGAGGAUGAAAACUCAGUCCCCUUGAAGGCAGACACAGACAAUUAAUCACCUUUGAGUAUUCAUUUAAUAAAAUCACAUUCAAGCAUUGUUGUACAUACAAGCCAGAUUCUUCAGAUUCUUUAUUUUGGGAGAUUUUGUAAUCAGUACAUAGAGUAUAUUAGAUUAGUAGGAUAUGAUAAGUAUGCAUGUAAAGAUUCGCCAACUAAUUUCCAAAUUUUGAUUCCACGUGAAAUUUCACUUAUAUAAUUCUGCAGUUUCCUGCGUCUUCAAGUACGGACCAAGGACACAACCAGAUUCCUAGAUAAGAAUCAUAAGAUACUGACGAUAGAUACAAAAGAAUCAAUUAAUCAUUUUUGAUACUUCAAUAACAAAUCCAAGAUAACAGCAAAUACUUAUACAUUACUUCACCAAAAUGUUACAUAAUCAGAACCACAAUGCUUACAGAAAAAGCACCUUUUCUUUGAUUAAGCUUGUGAAUAUAAAAAAAGUAAGAAAAAAAAAA